Phytophthora infestans T30-4 is the source of this 351-nucleotide messenger RNA. RefSeq lists its product as uncharacterized. Bases 1 to 351 code for a protein of 116 amino acids. Lineage: Eukaryota; Oomycota; Peronosporomycetes; Peronosporales; Peronosporaceae. The transcript has 2 exons. The record is from RefSeq and is a predicted model, not a curated record.
AUGAAGGCGAGUGCGUCGACCCCGACGUUGGAAGCGGCCAAGGCACAGCGACAGAAGGAGCUUCUCAGAAAGAAAAAAGGGGAGCGAAGAGCGCACGCGAAACAGCGAGCAGCUGAGAAACAGCGACGUCUCGAUGAGAAGAAGCAGAAGCGUGAGCUUAAAAGGAUGAUCGAGGAAGACGCGCCAGCGAUCGACCGAGCUGACACUUCAACCCCGUGUUUUGGCACUGAGCUCUCCACGCGCUCGAAGCUCAACAUCAUCAUCGAGAUCAUGUUCCUCAUCCUGUUCUUGUUCGGACCAAGGAACGUGCUCCUCGUGCUCUUCGUCCUGUUCUUGCUCCUCCAGUUCUAG